AUGCAGAAAUCCAUCGUCGUCCAAAAGGUAUCAGAGCCAGUCAGGCUGGUUGAACGACCUAUCCCUGAGCCGGGGGAUAAUCAGCUUCUACUGCACGUAACAGCCACUUCAUUGAACCCGGUUGACCAAAAGACGCGUGACGUGGGGUUAUUCUCUAAACAAGGCCCUCAAGUAUUGGCUCAUGAUAUCGCCGGCCGAGUGAUCAAACUGGGACCCAAGCAAGAAACAUCUCAAUUCCACGUGGGAGAUGUUGUUUUCGCACACGCCAAUCUUGUGCCAGGAGCAGUGAUCGAUGACUACGGCGGUCUUCAAGAAUAUGCCAUCGUGGAUUCUCGAUACGCCGCCAAGAGUGACGAUGCAGGUCUGACAGACGCCGAGGCAGCCACGAUACCCGUAUGCGCGAUGGCAGGAUUUAUUGCCUUUUUCCACAGUACUGGAUUCGGUCUACCUAUCCCGGACGGUAUCUUCCAAUCAGCACAGGGCUCUACUUGUAGCAAAGCCAUCCUCAUUGUUGGCGGCGGGUCAAAUUGUGGUCGCUUUGCUAUCCAGUUUGCCAAAAUGUGUGGAUUCGAACAGAUCAUCGCCACGGCGUCUCCGGGGAGAUUCGCUGAGCUGCAAGAGUUAGGUGCGACACAUGUGUUCGACCGACAUGCCAAUCGUGACGAGAUCGUACGUCAAAUUCGAGCCAUUACGGGUGAUGAUCUGAUCUUCGCCCUCGACACGAUGAGCCUUGGAUCUGAACAAGACACUGCACUCGCUGCACUGUCGAACUCGAAAAGAGGGUGCUUGAUAACUCUCAACCCGGUCAGCGAGUCAGAGCCCGAGCCGACUCUUAUUGGCGACAAAACGGCCGGGUAUGAUCGGCGUUUAACAAUCGGUCUGAGUGCACUGUACCCGGAAGUAUCGCGGGUGUUUUGGAGGCGUGUUUCUUCAUGGGUGCAGACAGGCCAGUUGCGCCCGUUGAAAUUUAAGGUCUUGGAGGGAUUGGAUGCGGAGAAAGUUAAUCAAUUACUGGAUGAUUAUCGCAAUAAACAUGGGCAGAAAGUGGUGGUCCGACCUUGA
Messenger RNA from Aspergillus ibericus CBS 121593, 1062 nucleotides. Its product is annotated as zinc-binding alcohol dehydrogenase family protein. Gene Ontology annotation, molecular function: oxidoreductase activity, acting on NAD(P)H. NCBI's taxonomy places the organism in Eukaryota, Fungi, Ascomycota, Eurotiomycetes, Eurotiales, Aspergillaceae. The record is from RefSeq and is a predicted model, not a curated record. The transcript has 2 exons. The coding region runs from base 1 to 1062 and encodes 353 amino acids.